AUAGGGGUUUAUGAGAGCGUCGCUCUCGGUUCGUCUCUGCUUUCUCGAUUUCCUCCUCCCUUUUUUGCCCACCGGUGAUGCAUCGCGCCCUCGCGGGACUCUGAAGGAAGCUGCGCUGCGACAGCAGCGGCGGCGGCGUCUCGAUUAAUGCGUACGCCCCGUACGGUGGUGGUGACGCUCCGCCGCCUUGGCGACCACCUCUCCCCCGCUCUCCGCCGCUCGCCGCCCUUUCCUCCCUUCCCCUCCGCCGCUGACGGCUCCAUCCUCGCCCCACUGGUAUCCUACGCCUCUUCUCUCCCGCACGCGAGCUCCCGAGACGAAGACCGAUCCCAGGAGGUCGCACCCGCUCGUCUCGAUCUCCUCGUCUUUAGGUCGUCUUCUUCGGCGAGGCCUCCUCGAAUCGACUCGUCUGCUGCCUUGACUUCGUUCGUUCGCAAUUAUUCCCUUAGGGUUGCAAAGGUUAAAAGGGCACCUUUUGAUGAUGAACACAGCCAACGUGCAGUUACCACUGCACUGUGGUGCAACUUUCUUGUCUUCUCUCUCAAGUUUGGUGUGUGGCUUUCAACUUCUAGCCAUGUUAUGUUAGCUGAGGUUGUACACUCAGUUGCAGACUUCACGAACCAGGCCCUUCUUGCAUAUGGUUUGAACAGCUCAAGGCGUGCUCCAGAUGCUCUGCACCCUUAUGGAUAUUCGAAGGAAAGAUUUGUUUGGUCUUUAAUAUCUGCUGUUGGCAUCUUUUGCCUGGGUUCUGGUGCCACAGUUGUGCAUGGAUUUCAGAACUUGUGGAACUCUCAUCCUCCUGAAAAUAUCCAUUAUGCUGCUUUAGUGAUUGGUGGAUCCUUUCUCAUUGAAGGUGCUUCACUGCUUGUUGCUAUUAAUGCUGUGAAGAAAGGUGCAGCUGCAGAAGGAAUGAAAGUGUGGGACUAUAUAUGGCGUGGCCAUGAUCCAACAUCCGUUGCUGUUAUGACAGAGGAUGGUGCUGCAGUGACUGGUCUUGCAAUUGCUGCAGCGUCAUUGGUGGCUGUCAAUACAACCGGAAAUGCAAUAUACGACCCAAUUGGUUCUAUCAUAGUUGGUAAUCUGCUUGGAAUGGUUGCUAUAUUUCUCAUUCAGAGGAACAGGCAUGCAUUGAUUGGCAGGGCAAUUGAUGACCAUGACAUGGAAAAAGUACUCAAGUUUUUAAAAUCUGAUCCGGUUGUAGAUGCCUUGUACGAUUGCAAGAGUGAGGUCAUUGGCCCUGGAUUUUUCAGAUUCAAAGCAGAAAUAGAUUUCAAUGGGGUUGUAUUGGUGCAAAAUUAUUUGGAAAGAACUGGACGUGAAGAAUGGGCAAAACAAUUUCGGGAGGCCGCAAAGUCUGAAGACAAUACAGCACUGCUAAAUGUCAUGGCUAGUUAUGGUGAGGACGUCGUAGAAGCUCUGGGCAGCGAGGUGGACAGGCUCGAAUCAGAGAUUCAGAAGAUUGUUCCUGGGAUCAGGCAUGUCGACAUCGAGGCACACAAUCCCGAGGGGCUCUCACUGUACCACCACUUCAGGCAUGAUCGACUCAAGAGCUCAUAAUCAUUUCUGUUGAUCGGACUACGAACCGGGCAUCGAUCUUUUGUUCGGGGGGUGCUAUAUUCUUGUUCAUGUCAUGUUAUGAUCAUUGGUCGUGGGAAGUUCCCAGAAUACAACCUUGCAUCUGGAGUUUCAAAAUUGCAGGACCUUUGUGUUGGGCAUUUUAUAAUGGCCCGCUCAAAUUGGUCGACUUGCGCAAACUGGUUUUUGAUCGAGAUGACCACCACAACCUUUUGAUCGCUAUCAAUUCUUCUAUCAAUACAAAUAUUUGAUCAUCGUCUUCA
Molecule: messenger RNA, 1838 nt
Organism: Musa acuminata AAA Group (dessert banana)
Lineage: Eukaryota; Viridiplantae; Streptophyta; Magnoliopsida; Zingiberales; Musaceae
Product: metal tolerance protein C4-like
Exons: 13
Coding region: 148-1557 (469 amino acids)
Biological process (GO): zinc ion transport; transmembrane transport; intracellular zinc ion homeostasis
Cellular component (GO): membrane; endoplasmic reticulum
Molecular function (GO): monoatomic cation transmembrane transporter activity
Source: RefSeq, a predicted model, not a curated record